Molecule: messenger RNA, 1597 nt
Organism: Hevea brasiliensis (rubber tree)
Lineage: Eukaryota; Viridiplantae; Streptophyta; Magnoliopsida; Malpighiales; Euphorbiaceae
Product: phytolongin Phyl2.2
Exons: 1
Coding region: 321-1175 (284 amino acids)
Cellular component (GO): membrane
Source: RefSeq, a predicted model, not a curated record
AAAGAAGGGUUAAUUAAUGUUACAGAGGCUGCCGUUAUUCUGUUUUCUUCUGCCUUCCAAAGAAUCCUCAUUCUGUUCAUCUCUCUUCCAUUCCCAAACCCUAGAAAGAUAGACAAAAUUGCAGAGCUUCAAAGAGAGGAAGAGAGAGAAACCAAUAAGAAUUUAAAUCCUUUUCAAAUUUCAGAGAAAAAUCAAUUGAAUCGAUAAGAAAAGAGAGAAAAUUUAUCGUACUUGCAAUGCAAUUUUUUUUUUCUCCAUUUCAGUAUCCAUUUUCUCUCGAAAAUUUUGCUUUUCCUUGAUUUAUACCAAAGGAAAAGGAAAUGAUUUCGAAUCCACAUCUCGUCUUCUAUGCUUGCAUUGCAAAAGGAUCCACAAUCCUUUCCGAGUUGUCGUUGUCCAAAGAGCCGGGAAUCGAAGUUGUAGCUAAGCAAUGCAUAGAGAAGACCCCUCCUCUCCACUCCAUCUUCUCCCAUACCAUUCGCAAGAAGACCUAUGCCUUUUUAAUCCAUGAACCUUUUGCUUAUUUCGCCAUUUUCGAUGAAGAUCUGGAGAAAUCAGAGUCUAUGUGGUUCUUGGACCGUGUAAAGGUCGCUUUCGAGGAGUUUAUUGCGUCCAAUCCAAUCAAAGAUUUUGCUAAGCUCACUUCCCUUUGUUUUCAAGGCCAAUUCUAUCCUAUUUUUCGCGAGAUACUUUCAUUGGAUGUAGACUUGGUGGAUUCUUUAUUGGAGGUACCAAAGGAUUUUAGGAAUCCAAGUGUGGAUUCUACGAAGGGAAAGAAGACGGUAGUGAGACCCUUGCAUUCGAAGCCGACUAAAAUGAUGAUGAAGAAGAAGAAGAGACCAUUAUGUUGUGCUGGUGCUGGUGCCGGUGGUGCUAGUGAUGGACGAGGAGAGGCAAAUGGGGAUCAUCAUAAUUUUAAGGAUGGUGGUGGUGCUAUGAUGGAUAGUAAGGUGAAUCAUGUGUAUGAGAAUGGAAAUAUUGUGGUGAAUAGAGAGUUUUCAGUUUCGAUGUCCCACAAGAAUGGUGGGUAUUAUUUGGGUGAUAACAAGCAAAAGGUCAAGCAAAUUUGGAGGAAGCACGUUUGGGUCAUUUUGAUAUUGGAUUUGGUUAUUUGUGCUGCUUUGUUUGGGAUUUGGUUGUGGGUUUGUAGGGGAUUUAAAUGCAUUGAUGGUUGAAUUGGGAGAUGAUUUGACAUGCUAAUAAUAAUGUGGGUGUUCUACUUUGAGGAUUCUGCAUCAGAGAUCAAGAACGUAUUUGGGAGAGAAUAGUGUAAAUGGGGUUGCAAGAAAAAUUGUUGUUCAUUCGUUCUGGAGUUCUGUUUGGCUUCCAUUGGUGAUAUUCUUAGCUUCUUUGAUGAACUCUUUCUCUUUGUAUAAUUAAUUUCUGGACAGGUUGUAUAGCCAUGUCAACAUGCAUAUUUUCUUCUAUUGCCAUGAACUGUGAAUACCUAUCAGCAACAUAUAUAAAUUGUGCAGGCUUUUGUCUUUUUCCCAUUGUUUGUAGAGGCUGUAUACGAUGUGUUUUUGCCUUAAGCUUCCACAAGCAGAAACUACGCAAUUUAUGACGUGUCAAUGAAUUUCUUUUAAUUUUCUUGCUA